Salvia hispanica is the source of this 1572-nucleotide messenger RNA. Its product is annotated as Galactose oxidase/kelch repeat superfamily protein. NCBI's taxonomy places the organism in Eukaryota, Viridiplantae, Streptophyta, Magnoliopsida, Lamiales, Lamiaceae. The record is from RefSeq and is a predicted model, not a curated record. Gene Ontology annotation, molecular function: protein binding.
UUUUACCUAAUUUUUGCACACAAUUUCUGAUUUCAAUUCACACUUUUUCGCCCGUCUCAAUUUCUCGCUUCACCUCUGCAACAAAUGUGUUUUCACGCAUUUGCGUAGCGUUUCAAUCUCCGAUUUUUAUUAUUUUUUUUAAAUAAAGAAUUUGGGUGAUAACUGCGGCAGCACAGAAAGGGGGAAUUUUGCCUCGGCGUUUUUCCAUUUCUCCUGAGAAUUCUUGGAGUUGAGCUGGAAUUUUGUUUUCUCGAUCGGGUUUCGGUAAUUGAGAUUAAGCAUCUUGAAGGGAACCCUGCAAUUGGCUAGUUAAAAUUGUCCAACAAGAAACGAUUUGACAGUGUGGACAGCACAACAGAUGUCUGGACUCAUCGAAGGUCUUCCCGAUGCUGUGGCCUUAAGGUGCCUUGCGCGGGUUCCUUUUCAUCUUCAUCCCAUGCUCAAAUUCGUUUCACGUUCCUGGAGGGAAGCCAUUCGCAGUGCCGAACUCUUCAGAGUCCGUAGAGAGGUAAAUGCAACUGAGGACUUCAUAUGUGUGUGUGCAUACGAUCCUGACAAUCUAUGGCAACUUUAUGAUCCUCAACAUGACCUCUGGAUCACUCUCCCUGUGCUUCCCUCAAGUAUCCGCCACCUUGCACACUUUGGCGUUGUCUCAGCUGCAGGAAAGUUGUUCGUGCUUGGUGGUGGUAGUGAUGCCGUAGAUCCUUUAACUGGUGACCAAGAUGGGUGUUUUGCAACCGAUGAGGUUUGGUCGUACGACCCACUGACAAGGGAAUGGAGCCUACGCGCGUCCAUGAUUGUCCCUCGUGCCAUGUUUGCUUGCUGCGUGCUGGAUGAGAAGAUAAUUGUUGCAGGUGGUUUUACUAACUGCAGGAAAUCGAUCACUAAAGCCGAGAUAUACGACCCAGAAAAGGAUACAUGGCUUUCGAUACCCGAUCUCCACCAAUCCCAUAACUCUGCGUGUUCGGGGGUGGUUAUUGACGGUAAAGUUCAUAUCUUGCACAAGGGUUUAUCAACUGUGCAAGUGUUGGAAAACAUCAAGCAGGGGUGGACUGUUCAUGACUUCAGCUGGCUACAAGGUCCCAUGGCAGUUGUGAAAGGGAAGCUCUAUAUAAUGAGCCACUCCCAAAUUUUCAAGCAGGAGAGAUAUUCAUAUAAGCUGAUCGUUUCGGCAUACGAGUUCCGCCGGAGGAUCGGCUAUGCGAUGAUAGGGUUGGGGGACGACAUUUACGUCAUCGGGGGUGUGAUCGGGCCGGAUAGGAUGAACUGCGAGAUCAAGGUAACGUCCGACGUGGACGUGCUGACGCUUGGGAACGAGCGGUUGGUGUGGCGCGGGGUGGCCCCGAUGACGCGUUGCAAGGGGACGGUUCUUGGGUGCACACACCUUAGGAUUUAGGGGCAGUGAUGGAAGAGAGGGAAGACAUGUUUUGAUUUGCCUGUAACGUUGGGUGUUUGGACAUACUUUUUUGGGUUGUCCAAUACUUGUUGAAUAUGAGGCAUUGCCAUUACAUUACUUGCUUUUCUAGGUUAGUUUUAAGAUACAUUUGACAUCAAUGGAUUUCUAUUCAUUCA